Neohortaea acidophila is the source of this 910-nucleotide messenger RNA. RefSeq lists its product as uncharacterized. The record is from RefSeq and is a predicted model, not a curated record. The transcript has a single exon. Lineage: Eukaryota; Fungi; Ascomycota; Dothideomycetes; Mycosphaerellales; Teratosphaeriaceae. The coding region runs from base 26 to 823 and encodes 265 amino acids.
CCCAACACCCACUCCACCCUUUGCCAUGACGAACGGGACAAGUGUCGUCCAUGCGAGCGGCACGAGCGCAACCCCGAACACGACGACGACCACUCCACCUUUUGCCAUGACGAACGGGACAAGUGUCGUCCAUGCGAGCGGCACGAGCGCAACCCCGAACACGACGACCUCACCCCCAACAAACGACAAGAACCCGACUCCGACUCAGACCACGUACAUAUGUCAAAACAAUACCCGAUACGCCGACAACAAUGGGAGAAUCUAUACGCUGUAUUGUGACGCGAAUGCGGGUGGAGGCCUUGUAUCACAACAAAACUUUGCUGCUGGUGGCUACAAUCAAUGCGAAGAUUUUUGUGAUGCCGAACCAGGUUGUGGAGCUUGGGUUUGGGCUGCGGGUACAAACAAUAUCGGUGGGGAAUGCUAUCUCGAGAAUCUACCGGCAGCCCUCAGCUUUGGGUCUGCUUUCAACGGUCAGGCGGUUGGAAUCGCCUCAUCGGAAACCCAGUUCACCAACAGGACACAAUGUCCCGCUGGACCCGAAUCGGACUCAAAGGCAUACGGUGGCAUCGGUUACACCAUAUACUGCGGAAACGACACCAGUGCCGGUGGCUACGCUUCCUCGUCCGCCAAAGACUACAUCUCUUGUCAGAAUAUGUGUGAUGCCCAGGCAACGGGAUCAAAUCCGUGCACCGCCUUCACUUUUGCGGUCAACGAGAACCCCCCAAGCGACACCAACAAUGGGACUUGUUAUCUCAAGGGUGGGACGAGCACGCCAUCGGCUGGUCAUGGCAAUUUCAUUGCUGGUAUUGCGAGGACGUCGUAAUUGAGGAUGGUUUAUGUAUGCCCCGUAAAAUCACAAGGGAACUUCCCCGCCUUCUCCCCACAAUAAUGAAGCGGGGUUGGCUAUGGG